Messenger RNA from Cercospora beticola, 632 nucleotides. RefSeq names its product RidA family protein. The record is from RefSeq and is a predicted model, not a curated record. NCBI's taxonomy places the organism in Eukaryota, Fungi, Ascomycota, Dothideomycetes, Mycosphaerellales, Mycosphaerellaceae.
CUGAAUUGUUCACAUUCGAGUAAAGGACAAACCUUAUGUAUGCGAAGAGUCGCUAGAGAAUUCAAGUCGUUCUCGUUUCCCACUCACGAUACUCCGUCAGCCGGGUGCAAGAGUUGGCACACUCGACUGCCACCAGUAACGAUACGAUGCGCCUCUCGAUCUAUACAGUGCUACCACUGCUAGGACUCUCCCUUGCCCAGCUACAGCCAAAUUACACUUCAGACUCAGGUGUCAACAUCUACAACCCGGAGAACUUCUUCAACACCACAGGUCCAUGGAGUCUGAUGUCACAGGCAGGAGAUUAUCUCUAUGCUUCUGGUAUGCGUGGCAUCCAUCCAGAAAAUAGCACUCUUGCGCCUACUGGUCUUCCACGAAUCAGACAAGCCUAUCAGAACAUGGCCUCGCUCGUUGAGAUGAUGGGCGCCGACCUAUACUCUUGCGUUCGGCUUGUGGUCUACACGACGGAUAUGUUUCGCUACCGGCCGAUCGCGAAUCAGGUCCAGGUUGAGCUUUGGGGCGAUGACCCUUCGAAGUAUCCGCCGCGGACUAUCGUCGAAGUUGGCCGCUUGAAUGAUGAUGAUAUUAUCGAGGUGGAGGGGACAUUCUACCUGCCUCAAGGGAAGGGUCAGUGA